This is a messenger RNA of Emericellopsis atlantica, 2007 nucleotides long. Its product is annotated as Aspartate/glutamate/uridylate kinase. Gene Ontology annotation, biological process: amino acid biosynthetic process. The coding region runs from base 196 to 1752 and encodes 518 amino acids. The record is from RefSeq and is a predicted model, not a curated record. Lineage: Eukaryota; Fungi; Ascomycota; Sordariomycetes; Hypocreales; Bionectriaceae. Gene Ontology annotation, molecular function: aspartate kinase activity. The transcript has 5 exons.
AAUUGGGCGCAUCGCGAGUAGGAUCCCCCAUCUCAUUCACACCUUGGUUCAUCUUUCUCUCUGGCCCAAUUGCAUUCUUGCUGCAUCGUGAGUCCUCACUCAAGUUGCUUGGCAGUAGUCUGUCACAAUCCUGAGAAGCGAAAACCGGAAUUGGGCCGCCCGCCGUCGGACCACGUCGUUUAUUCCUGUGGCAGGAUGGUGAGCGCCACCACGGACGUCGCCCUGCGUGGAAAUGAGGAGGGUCUAGGAUGGCUUGUCCAGAAGUUUGGUGGGACGAGUGUUGGCAAGUUUCCAGACAAGAUUGCCCGUGAUAUUGUCAAAGCGAGUUUGGCUGGAAACAGAGUGGUCGUCGUAUGUUCAGCGAGGAGCACAGGCAAGAAGGCAGAAGGCACCACAAGCCGACUCCUGGGCGUGUACGAGAAGCUGCGUGCCGUCAACACGGCUGGUGCCAGUUAUGAGGACCAGCAGCAGCUCAUCGAGGAGGCCAACGCGCUCAUCAUCAACAUCUGCAACGACCACGUCUUUGCGGCCGAGUCCUUUGUCCCAGAGACUGGCAACCUUCGGUCCAAUCUGAUCGAGUGUAUCAAGGCAGAGUGCCAGGAGCUGAGCGAGUACAUUGUCGCCGCGAAACGCUUCAACCUCGAGAUCAAUGCCCGGUCCAAGGAUCGCGUGGUGAGCUUUGGCGAGAAGCUGAGCUGCAUGUUCAUGACCGCCCUCCUCAAGGGUACCGGCGUGGACGCUGAAUACGUGGAUCUCUCCGACAUCUUCCACAAUGACACAGCCAGCGCGCUCGGACAGCAGUUCUACACAAUGGCCGCGGCGGCCUUCGCCUACAAGGUGGAACGCUGCGGAUCGCGGAUCCCCGUGGUUACGGGCUUCUUUGGCAACGUGCCGGGAAGUCUGAUGGAAGGCGACAUUGGGCGAGGCUACACAGAUCUGUGUGCUGCGCUGUUUGCGGUUGGGCUUGGGGCACAGGAGCUGCAGAUCUGGAAGGAGGUGGACGGCAUCUUCACGGCCGACCCGACCAAGGUGCCCACGGCCAGUCUGCUGACAAGCAUCACGCCCUCGGAAGCGGCUGAGUUGACCUUUUAUGGCUCCGAAGUCAUCCACCACCUCACCAUGGACCAGGUCAUCCACGCCGAGCCCCCGAUCCCGAUCCGCAUAAAGAACGUCAACAACCCUCGGGGUAAUGGCACCCUGGUCGUUCCCCGACCACAGCAGGCCAGGAAACAGCACACGCGGGAGCCCUCCCUCCUCACACCAGGUUCGCCGCCUCGUCCACCCAAACGUCCCACCGCCGUCACGAUCAAGGACAACAUCAGCAUCAUCAACAUCCACAGCAACAAGAGGUCCAUCUCGCACGGCUUCUUUGCGCGCGUCUUCAAGAUCCUCGACCAGCACUCUGUCUCGGUGGACCUCAUCUCGACCAGUGAGGUCCACGUCUCCCUGGCGAUCCACUCGGGCAGUCUGCUGCUCGAGCACAUCUCGGCCGCCCAGAGGGAACUCGAGGAGUGCGGCGAGGUCAGCAUACACACCAACAUGUCCAUCCUGAGUCUUGUCGGUGCGGAUAUGCGGCAGAUGGUCGGUAUUGCCGGCCGCAUGUUUUCCGUGCUCGGUGAACACCAGAUCAACCUCGAGAUGAUCUCGCAGGGCGCGAGCGAGAUCAACAUAUCGUGCGUCAUCGAUGCGAUGGACGCCACGAGGGCGAUGAACGUCCUCCAUACGCAUCUUUUCACCUUUUUGGACGACUGAGCGCGUCUACGCGUCAGGUCCACGUGUGGACAGCUGGUGUAUUCUCAUUUUCUUAUUUCACGGUGGUACUCAAUCGAAGGAUGGGAUUUGGUAUAUACUGUGCAACGUAUGGAGUUUGGGAUUUCGGAAUAGACCUAGCAUCCCAUGAAUAUUCCUUUGCUACUCUGUGUCAAAGUGACACGGUCUUGACUCGUCCACAGGGCUAAUGUAUUCAUACUUGUUUGUCCAACAACACCAGAAAGUACUCCAAAUCUA